Molecule: messenger RNA, 949 nt
Organism: Spirometra erinaceieuropaei
Lineage: Eukaryota; Metazoa; Platyhelminthes; Cestoda; Diphyllobothriidea; Diphyllobothriidae
Source: the annotation of a GenBank genome assembly
AUGUGGCUUCCCGAAGCCAGGCUCUAUAUAGCGGCCACAGCCCGCCAGCUACCUCGGCCGGCGGGCCAAACCAGGUAAGAGUAUCCUUGCGUGCAUAUCCGCAUACAGUAUUUCCGCCCCCUUUUCCAUCGCCGCCGGGAGUACGAGUCACCGCAUCGCCACCUCUAAGAUGAGGCUCCGCCUGCAACCCCACAGGAGGCCACAUGCUAAGUGACCCCCUAGGUAUCCUGAAUACCUCUUGGUUGUCUUUGACUGUUCUCCCCUGCAUUUUAGCACACAGAAAGCUACUUACCCAGUAGCUGGAAGACCUGCCCCAUUCUACUCCUGGGCACCUUUUCUCCGCCCUUCAUUCGCUCUACUCCCUGCGCCCACGAUCAAAAGCCCUACGGCGCGAGUGACAUGCGGUCACGUAGGCGGCCGACGCUAGUCAGAUCGUCCUCUCACUAAACCAGUACGUGACUCGUGGUGGAUUUCGGCAGUCGUCUGGGACGACAUAACAGCCUUAUGUAGGGACAGCACUGCUUACACCUACGAGGGUGGUGAGGUUAUAGAUGAUGCCCUAAACAAAGCUGAGUUCACGGUAUCUGCGCGCAGAUCGUGGCUUGCAAACUUCACUACCUGGGGUCGGAACAACGAAAAAAGAAACAAAAACCUCUCUUGUCCCCCUUCCAUCCGCUCAACCCCCCAGGCUGCUAGGGUAAGUCCGCUCACUUUGGCAGCCUGGAAUGCUCGUUCCCUUUCAGACAAUCCGCGGAGCAACCGACCGGAACGGAGUACGGCGCUUGUCGUCCGGGACUCGCUGUACUACAAGAGGGACAUCGCUGCAUUCGGCGAGACCCGAUUCUCCGAAGAAGGUCAGCUGAAGGAGGUGGGUGCCGGCUACACCUUCUUCUGGAGCCGCGGUCCCAAGGCAGAGCAACCAGACGUGGGCAUCGUCUUUUCCACUUGA